Messenger RNA from Nestor notabilis (Kea), 1406 nucleotides. RefSeq names its product ERGIC and golgi 2 (gene ERGIC2). The transcript has 13 exons. Lineage: Eukaryota; Metazoa; Chordata; Aves; Psittaciformes; Psittacidae. Bases 41 to 1174 code for a protein of 377 amino acids. Gene Ontology annotation, cellular component: endoplasmic reticulum; COPII-coated ER to Golgi transport vesicle; membrane. The record is from RefSeq and is a predicted model, not a curated record. Gene Ontology annotation, biological process: endoplasmic reticulum to Golgi vesicle-mediated transport; retrograde vesicle-mediated transport, Golgi to endoplasmic reticulum.
AGGGAAUAUAUGAAGGAGGAGGUGGAGGUGUCCGCUGAAGAUGAGGCGACUGAAUCGGAAGAAGACCUUGAAUUUGGUGAAAGAAUUGGAUGCCUUUCCAAAGGUUCCUGAAAGCUAUGUGGAAACUUCAGCGAGUGGAGGCACAGUUUCUCUGAUAGCAUUUACGACGAUAGCUUUCCUGACUGUAAUGGAGUUCAUGGUGUAUCGGGACACAUGGAUGAAAUAUGAAUAUGAAGUAGACAAGGAUUUUACGAGUAAGUUAAGAAUCAAUAUUGAUAUUACAGUUGCCAUGAGGUGUCAAUAUGUGGGGGCUGAUGUUCUGGAUUUAGCAGAAACAAUGGUUGCCUCUGCAGAUGGGCUGAUCUAUGAACCAGUAGUAUUUGAUCUCAGCCCACAACAAAAAGAAUGGCAAAGGAUGCUGCAGCUAAUUCAGAGUAGGCUGCAGGAAGAACACUCUCUUCAAGAUGUGAUAUUCAAAAGUGCUUUUAAAAGUGCUUCUACAGCACUGCCACCACGGGAAGAUAAUUCAUUACAGUCUCCAGAUGCAUGCAGAAUUCAUGGCCAUCUCUACGUCAAUAAAGUGGCAGGGAAUUUUCACAUAACAGUGGGCAAGGCAAUACCACACCCUCGAGGCCAUGCACACUUGGCAGCCCUUGUAAGCCAUGAGUCCUAUAACUUCUCUCAUAGAAUAGAUCAUUUGUCAUUUGGAGAGCUUAUUCCAGGAAUUAUUAAUCCUUUGGAUGGAACAGAAAAAAUAGCUUCAGAUCACAACCAGAUGUUCCAAUAUUUUAUCACAGUUGUGCCAACCAAACUCCACACGCAUAAAAUUUCAGCAGAAACGCAUCAAUUUUCAGUGACAGAAAGGGAAAGAGUAAUUAACCACGCAGCUGGCAGCCACGGGGUGUCAGGAAUAUUCAUGAAAUACGACAUCAGUUCACUGAUGGUGACGGUGACAGAAGAACACAUGCCUUUUUGGCAGUUCUUAGUGAGGCUCUGUGGCAUUAUUGGGGGAAUUUUUUCAACUACAGGAAUUUUACAUGGUUUUGGAAGAUUUGUAGUAGAAGUUAUUUUUUGCCGUUUCAGACUGGGCUCUUACAAAUCCACAUCGGUCCCACUUCCUGAUGGCCACACAAGCAACCAUUUACCUCUAAUUACAGACAAUAGUACGCAUUAGCCUCCUGAGGAAACUUUCUUUCUUCCUGCCUGAUACAGAAGACAAUUUUUUAUAAUAAAGGAAACUUUGUGCAAUAUGCUGUGACAGUGCUGACGGGCAGCAAACAGUGAAGCCUUUACAGAAAAAAAGAACAUCUGAACAAAAAAAAACCAACAAAACAAUUUAUGUAAUUUUUUUUUCUUUCUAAGUGCACGUGGAGUCAUAGGAGGUUGUGAGACGAGUGAGGUGGACC